AAAAUGAUUUCUAAAAAUCAAAUCGACCAAGUGUAUGACUUUCUAAAGAGUAUCAAUGAUGGCACUCUAGAGAGCUAUCGUAAGUCCCUCCCAGAGCCGUGGAUUCUAAACUAAGUCAUUGAUGUCGCAUCUUUGACUCCAUCACAACGGAUAGUGUGUCUAUACUUUGCAGGAGAUGAAACGCAGUGUGGCAACGCUUUGGAGAAGAGACUUGUGUUGAAUAAGGAAUAGGUUUCGCUAUAUAACUUAAUUUAGAGUGCGGGUAAUGUAAUCUGAGAUAACUUGUUGAUGAAUGGAGUACUUCAACCUAAUUAAUUAAUCAUCAACCCCAAACCAUGAGAGCUGUGAUUCAAUGUCCAUCAUUACGAAAUGCUCUUGAACACAUCUUCACCUCCUUUUCAGUUGAUUAUCUACGACCGGUACCAACUACAACUCCAUCCACAUUUAAUUGGAUCACCCUUCAAUUGGCUGAUCCUCUCUGGGAUUAUACCAUUGAAGUCAGCCAAGAGCCACUAGUAAGAAUCAAGGAGAAUCUCCUGAAAGCUCAACAAUCCAAAUUGUCUCAGAGGGAAGCAUAGGAAACCAUUGAUCUUCUCAAUCAAGAUCAGAGACUUGUCUUGGAAAGCGGAAUCACUCCCAAUCAACUCCCCAACCUUAUUGAAUUCAAUCCCGAUCUGUCAAGCUUCCUGUUGGCUCGCAUCAAUCAAUGCGGAAUCAGCAUCCAUGAAUACUUCGAAUGCUUGAUCCAAAUGAAGAUUUCACUACAGAGUUUGGAAGUUGUCAACAAACUCUCCAAUUCCAUCAAAUUGCCUGAAGCCUUCCUCCACAUGUAUCUGUCCCAGUGCAUCCAGUAUUGUGAAUAAUUGCAAGUACACAUUAUUCCUAAACAACAGCCCAAACAAUAGAUGGUGUCCAGAUAUGUGAGAUUGGUAGCUGUUUUCAUCAAAACCCUCAUCAAAUCAAAAACCCUAGAUCCCAAAAAAAUGUUCACUGAAAUACAAGGAUUCUGCAUCGAGUUCUCAAAGAUCCCUGAGGCUUCACUGCUAUUCAAACAACUCAAAGAGACAGGUGUAGAAGAAAAAUAACAUCAGUGAUAUUGAUUGAAUUAUG
Molecule: messenger RNA, 1110 nt
Organism: Paramecium octaurelia
Lineage: Eukaryota; Ciliophora; Oligohymenophorea; Peniculida; Parameciidae
Source: the annotation of a GenBank genome assembly